AUGCGGCCCUCCAGGACAUCCCAGCCCCCCAGGAGCAUCCGGAGGAAUGCCGGCCAGCACCACCUGUACCCGGAGACCCUGUGGCUCAGCAACCUGGACGACAGCGUCAGCCCUGAGGAGGCAGGGGACAGCAGCGACCCGGAGCAGAUCUUCCAGAGUAUUCAAUUCCAGAAGGAUCUCAUGGCGAACAUUCGCUGCAGGCCUUGGAGCAUGGGGCAGAAACUGAGAGCGCUGAGGCGUUCAGCUCUCUGGCGCAAGUUUGCUCGUCUCUCCUGUAACUUUGUGGUCAUCUUCAUUCCCUGGGAAAUGAGGAUAAAGAAAAUCGAGAGUCAUUUUGGAUCCGGCGUGGCUUCGUAUUUCAUAUUCUUGAGAUGGUUAUUUGGAAUUAAUGUCAUGCUGACAAUUAUGACAGGCGCUUUUAUUGUCCUCCCAGAGCUGAUCGCAGGCCAGCCCUUUGGCAGCACGGCCAGCAAGACCAUCCCCAGGGAGCAGGCUGCGUCCGCCCAGGACCUGGACACCAUCUGGUCCCUGGGGGGCCACCUGCAGUACUCAGCCCUCUUCUAUGGCUACUAUGGCAGAGAGAGGAGGAUUGGGAGGGCUGGCUACCGGCUGCCCUUGGCCUAUUUUCUGGUGGGGAUGGCAGUGUUUGCAUACAGCUUCAUCAUUCUCCUGAAAAAGAUGGCCAAGAACUCCCGCACCAGCCUUGCCAGCGCCUCCGAUGAGAACUACACCUUCUGCUGGCGGGUGUUCUGCGCCUGGGACUACCUCAUUGGAAACGCAGAGGCCGCCGAGAGCAAGACAGCUGCCAUCCUGAACAGCAUCCGGGAAGCUAUUCUGGAAGAGCAGGAAAAGAAGAAAAGCAAAAACCUGGCAGUGACCAUCGGCCUGCGGAUCGUGGCCAACACCCUGGUGCUCCUGUCCCUCGCGGGAAGCAUCUACCUCAUCUAUUUCGUGGUGGACCGGUCCCAGAGGCUGGAGCGGUCAAAGAAGGAGCUGACGCUUUGGGAAAAGAAUGAGGUAACUGCCGGAACCUGUCCGGAGCGGCUGGCGGCCGCCCUGUCCCUAGACUGCUCAGGACAUCUCUAGAAACAAGCUCCAAGGACUCAGUGCAGGGGCUCUGUCUCCAGGGUCCUCGUGCUGUACCUGGGGAAUCUCUACAGCCUGAUCAUCGCCCUCCUGGACAAGGUGAACAGCAUGAGCACUGGGGACGCUUCUGUGGGGAACGGCACGCGACCCCGGGUGGAUCCCACCGCCUUCUUCGCGACCAGGGCGACCUACCAGCACGGAACCUGGUCCACAGCACCCGCAAAGCCAGGGUCGGGACUCGGGAGGAACAGCACCUGGGGCCUGGAAGAGACGCGCGUGCCGGCUUACCCCACACCCCUCCCCGGGGCCAACAGCACCGCGCCGCCCCCCCAGAGCCCCCAGGACCAGUGCUGGGAGACCUACGUCGGCCAGGAGAUGCUGAAGCUAUCUGUCAUCGACAUGCUCUUCACCGUGGCAAGUAUCCUGCUCAUCGACUUCUUCCGGGGGCUUUUCGUGCGCUACCUAAGCGACUACUGGUGCUGGGACCUGGAGAGCAAGUUCCCUGAAUACGGGGAGUUCAAAAUAGCUGAGAACGUGCUGCACCUCGUGUACAACCAAGGGAUGAUCUGGAUGGGGGCCUUCUUCUCCCCGUGCCUCCCAGCGUUCAACGUGCUCAAGCUCAUCGGCCUCAUGUACCUGCGGAGCUGGGCUGUGCUCACCUGCAAUGUGCCCCACCAGCAGGUGUUCCGGGCAUCCAGGUCCAACAACUUCUACCUGGCGAUGCUCCUCUUCAUGCUCUUCCUGUGCAUGCUGCCCACCAUCUUCGCCAUUGCCCGCUACAAGCCGUCUCAGAACUGUGGGCCGUUCAGCGGACAAGAGAAGAUUUACGACAUCCUGUCGGAGACGAUGGAGAAGGACUUCCCGGAGUGGCUCCGCUCCGUGGCGGGCCACGCCACCAGCCCCGUGGUCAUCCUGCCAGCGGUGCUGCUUCUCUUGUGGCGACGCGGGCUGCGUGCGAACACGGGUGGCCUGUACCAGAGCAGACCCUGCGCCCCCGGGACGUGUGCACAGCACACACAGGAGCCAGUCAGCACCCCUGGCUGUGGGCCCAGGGUCCCGGCCCCCACGGCACAUGGUCGUAGACCCCAGACCCCCAAAUACCUCAUCAUGGAUGAACGCAACUCUCACAGGAAAGCACAGCCAACGUUCCGGCCAGAGAGGCCUUUCAGGAUAGACGCUUCUGGUGACUUGGAGCGGCACGCCAGGGGCGUGUGCCAGCACGUGUCCUGGGCACCACUCCGGCCCCCCUCUCCACAGCUGAGUGAGGAAGAGGAGGCCAUGCUGAGGAGAGGCGUGGUCCCGUGGCCACCCCCCACCCGCUCUCCGACCGACCUCCCUGGGGCUCCUCACGUUUAUAUUGGUGAAGGGUCAGAAAGUGGCAUUUUCAAUCCUGAGUACCAGAGAAAUACAUUCUGCAGGCCGGGGGAUUUUGGCUUUGAGUGCCAACUUGACCAACCCACAUCUGUGUACAGAAAGCCACGUUCCCGAAAUGGCCAGUACCUGCAGCCCCCUCUGAAGGCCCGGGCCAAGCCGGCCUUCACGGAGUCUGACUCCAUGUCGGCAGCGUCCAGCAGCGACCAGCAGCACAGCAGCGCUGACCAGUACCUUCAAGCCACCCACGACCAGGGAAAGUUCCGGAGGCCUGCUGGCCAGCUGGGCAGAAGCAAGGCCAAGUGUGGGCAGGUGCUGGUGGCGGGUCUGAAUGACCUGGUUUGCUCAAAUGUCUAG
Dipodomys ordii (Ord's kangaroo rat) is the source of this 2814-nucleotide messenger RNA. RefSeq names its product transmembrane channel-like 3 (gene Tmc3). The record is from RefSeq and is a predicted model, not a curated record. Gene Ontology annotation, molecular function: mechanosensitive monoatomic ion channel activity. NCBI's taxonomy places the organism in Eukaryota, Metazoa, Chordata, Mammalia, Rodentia, Heteromyidae. The transcript is spliced from 18 exons. Gene Ontology annotation, cellular component: plasma membrane.